Molecule: messenger RNA, 2289 nt
Organism: Oncorhynchus tshawytscha (Chinook salmon)
Lineage: Eukaryota; Metazoa; Chordata; Actinopteri; Salmoniformes; Salmonidae
Product: cis-aconitate decarboxylase-like
Exons: 6
Coding region: 221-1729 (502 amino acids)
Molecular function (GO): lyase activity
Source: RefSeq, a predicted model, not a curated record
CUUCACCUGAGAGACAACCUGCCUCCUCUUCUACAUAUACUCUUCCUCCAUCCAUUCAUAUAUCCCUCCAUCUCACCAACAGAUCUACGAGGAAGAGAAAUACGAAUUGAGAGAAGGAGGACAAACAGAGAGAAGAGCCCAAAACGAUAAAACAGAGGACAGACAGUCAAACAACAAGGGAAGAAUUUAACCACAGAGAGAGUGACAACAGACAGAGAACAUGCUCUUCAAAGUACAGAGAUCCUUCAGACCCAUGUCUGCUACACUGAGAGGACUCCACCAGUCUGCCCUGGAAGUGAUACAGCGUCCAGCAUCAGAGGACAGUGUGACGGACAGUUUUGGACAGUUUAUCCAGGGUGUCCAGCCCCACCACCUGACCCCCACCCUGCUCCACCGUAGCAAGAGGAUGGUUCUGGACUCCAUUGGAGUGGGACUACUGGGCAGCACCACACACGUCUUCCAGCUGGCCCUACAACACUGUCAGCACAUGUAUGCUCCCGAUGACGUCAGUUCUGUUUACGGACGCAGAGGAACCAGACUCUCCCCAACCCUUGCUGCCUUCGUCAACGGAGUGGCCACCCACUCCAUGGACUUUGACGACACCUGGCACCCUGCUACUCACCCAUCGGGGGCGGUCCUUCCUGCCCUACUGGCAGUCAGCGAUAUGCUGCCCAACAACAGAAAGCCUAGUGGGCGGGACUUCCUGUUGGCCUUCAACGUUGGGAUAGAGGUCCAGGGACGCCUGAUGAGGUUCUCCAACGAGGCUCAGAAUAUCCCCAAGAGAUUCCACCCCCCCACCGUCGUGGGUACUCUGGGUAGUGCUGCAGCCUGCGCCCGCCUCCUCUCUUUGGAACGCUCUCAGUGCAGCCACGCCCUGGCCAUCGCUGCCAGCCUAUCAGGAGCCCCCAUGGCGAAUGCGGCCACCCAGUCUAAACCCCUCCACAUCGGAAACGCUGCGCGGCUGGGCCUGGAGGCGGCUCUGCUGUCCUCAAUAGGACUGGAGGCCUCUCCUAGGGUCCUGGAUGACACUUCCGGGGUCGCGGGGUUCAGUGCCUUCUACGAGGACUACGCCCCACAGCCUUUGACCUCUCCAGAGGAGGCGGGAUUGCGGUUCCUACUGGAGGACCAGGACAUGGGGUUCAAGAGGUUCCCGGCCCACCUGGGGAUGCACUGGGUGGCCGACGCUGCUGCCUCAGUGCACAAGCUACUGCUGGGGGAGCUGGGGUCACAGGGGAUGGGGCGAGGGUCACAGGUCGUAGGUCAGGUGCAGGACAUCUUGCUGAGGGUUCCCCACUCCAAGUACAUUAACCGUCCAUUCCCGGAGUCGGAGCAUCAGGCCAGACACUCCUUCCAGUUCAAUGCCUGCUCUGCACUGCUGGAUGGGGAGGUCACCGUGUUGUCAUUCUCCCAGGAGGCACUACAGCGACCCGACCUGCUGGCCUUGCUGGGGCGUGUCCGCGUUGAGCAUCCCCAUGACAACCCGGCUAACUUUGACAACAUGUAUGGCGAGGUGCAGGUGACGCUGGUGGGUGGAGAUGUGCUGAAGGGACGCUGUGAUACUUUCUAUGGUCACUGGCGCAACCCGCUGACCAAUGAGAGCCUGAAGAAGAAGUUCUGUAGCAACGCUGGUGCGGUCCUACCUAGGGAAAAGGUGGAGGGGCUGAUUGAGGCUGUAGAGGGCCUGGACAGUCUGGAGGACUGCUCUCCUCUACUGGCACAGCUGCAGUGAAACACACACACAUCACAGACGUGCACACACACACACAAAUAUACACCUCAUCACAUCACUCUUUUCUGACCAGCUGAUCUUUCUGCAUUUCACAUCAGGUGUCUAUAGAUAUAUACAGGCCAUGAGCUUGCAUCUUCAGGUGUGCAUGACUUACGUUGGUUUUGGAUGUUCUGUUUGCCAGUGGUGUAAAGUAGUUAAGUAAAAAUACUUUAAAGUACUACUUAAGUAGUUUUUUGGGGUAUCUGUACUUUACUAUUUAUAUUUUUAACAACUUUUCAUUUUAUUUCACUACAUUCACCACAACAUAGUGAAUGGCAGCACAGCCUAGUGGUUAGAGUGUUGGACUAGUAACCGAAAGGUUGCAAGAUCGAAUCCCUGAGCUGACAGGGUACAAAAUCUGUUGUCCUGCCCCUGAACAAGGCCGUUGUUGAAAAUAAGAAUAUGUUCUUAAUACUGACUUGCAUAGUAAAAUAUAGUAAAAUACGUUCUGCUAACCAUGUGUAAGUGACAAAUAAAAUUUGAUUUGAUUUGAUUUGAAUGCUUAACAGGACCAAAAAAUG